UUAAGAUAUAAUAUCAUUUGCAGAGAGAGAUUUGCACUAUAUCUCCAAUUUUCUCUCAAAAUUUUCUUGCAGAGCUAUGCUUAGUAAAAGAACUCAUCCCAUGAUAGGAAGAUUAUCGGAACUAUUGGUUCCCAGCAACCGUGCCGGAUUCUUGGACGUUUCCACUAGUCCAAGAACUCCACUGGAUUACAGAAUUCAAUCCCCUAGAGGUCUAAAGAAUUAUGAUCUUGGUGGGGUUGGAUUGGGCAUCGUCGCUGCUCUUGAGAAGUCUAGCAGUGACGCAGGCGGCCGCGAAGUUUUGGCAAAAUAUGGAAUUUGCAGCCCAAAUAUGAGUCGGUCGGAUCCUAUUCCUCUUAAUUCUGGUAAGAGAUGCGACUGUCGUUUUAAGCAAACGGAGAUGGAAAGCUUGGAAGAUUAUACUUACGUCACAAGUUAUGGACCUGAUAAAUCAUUGACGAAGGUGUAUUAUGAUGACGGACAAAAAGGGCACGACAGAAUUGGGGUCUUUUCCACGGCGAAAGAACCGCCGGCGAGAUUUGUCGAUGAGGCUGCCUUGUACGGAAGCUCAGAUUUUCUCAGUUCAUGUCACUUGUGCAGGAAAGGACUCCAUGGGAAAGACAUUUACAUGUACAGGGGAGAGAAAGCAUUCUGCAGCAACGAGUGUCGAUCGAGACAAAUCAUGAUAGACGAGCGUAAAGAACAGUGCAGAUCAGAGGUUGCAAGAUCUGCAGAUGUUUCAAGCUCAAGAAGCCCUAUCUUCUCAACUGGAAUUCUUGCAAUUUAGACUUGAUACAUAAAACAUAUGUUCAUCAUCCACUGCUUAUAACUCCAACAAAAUUAUAUGAUUUUGAAAAGGAUUUUUCUUUUUUUUUUAACAGAAAUUCUGGAAGAGUUUAUGCUGUAACCAAAAUUAUGAAGCUGAAGCUGCAAAUUAGAUAUAACUUUUUUUUUCCU
Manihot esculenta (cassava) is the source of this 954-nucleotide messenger RNA. Its product is annotated as FCS-Like Zinc finger 13. NCBI's taxonomy places the organism in Eukaryota, Viridiplantae, Streptophyta, Magnoliopsida, Malpighiales, Euphorbiaceae. The coding region runs from base 77 to 784 and encodes 235 amino acids. The transcript is spliced from 2 exons. The record is from RefSeq and is a predicted model, not a curated record.